AUGUCAACAGUACGACGACGCAGUUCCCUUGCAGGUGACGAUUCACCUCUCGAAGAAGACACCGCAGCAGCAUCCAGCACCUCUUUACACUUCGGUACGGCCUCACCGUCGGCCGCUUUUAGGUUCGGCGACCACGUCCCCGACCAAUCGGACAAGCCUCCGACCGUCGACGACGACGACGAGCACUGGCGUACCUCUCCGGGGGAUCCUCAAGAAUGGAAAUAGCGCGAAUAGUAACAAGGGUCCAAGUCGUUAUAGGGAACAUUCUAUGUCAGAGGCUUUGAUGGAGUCGGGGUGGUGGAAGAUGAGGAGACGGGAGUUGCAGGUUCAAGGCUCAAAGUUCGCGAUGCUGCUGGGCGGGACGGUCGUCGUCGCGUGGGUGGUCAGAUCGAUGCUGUGAGUCCGCAUGCACACAUGAUAGCGAUCUAUUGCUCGUGACGGUCAUUUUCUGCAGCAAAUCUGGAGUGGAGUAAUUUCGCAUGUGACGACGCGAAUUCAUCGGAAUCCGUCAGGGGCUCAGUCGGACUCUGAGAGGCAACGAGGGGCACGCCCCCCCCCCCCCCCCCCCCCGUGGAGAGGAUGACUCGUCGACGCGUCCUGCCUACUGUCCAGACGAAAUUGUGAUAUCCAUAUUUCCAUAUUCAUCUAACGAUGUUAUAAAGUUUACCUCCACCUCACAGAGGCCGGGGCUUGAACACAAGGCGCGGUUCCGAAAUUUGUGACGCCCUCGGUUCACCUGGACGAUUGCUCGUCGACCUCGAGUUACCCUUCAAGGCCGAAUGGCGGCCAAUCGACGAGGAAUGAUGUCCUCCUCUGCCGAAGUACCUCUCUGCGUUGUGGACACUCACCCAUGGGCCCGAUCGGAACCAGCCCAACUUCCCCUUCGAUGCUUAUUCUGCCGAGCACCGAGUCUUCGCCUCCGACCCUUAUCCGUCCCACUGGGUCACACUCUCGAACCGCACCUCCUCGGCCUCGUUGAAUCCCAAUGAUCAGGUCUCUUUUUUGCGCAAGAAGCGGUCACAACCCCCUACAGUCCUCGUCAUUGGCGAUUCGGUCGAUCGAAAUGGACUCGUACAUUUUUGCCAGCUUUUCAAGCGCGAGCUCUCGAUUUCUCACUACCACGACAUCAAUUCGCACCCACCCGGUGCCUUACCGGCCGAUUUGACCAAAGGUCAUGGACCCAAGUUCGAUGGAUGGGAUCAACGAGGCUUGCCGCACAUUUGCGAGAUCCCAUUCCAUUCGGAUACAAGGGAAGCUGGGACCGAUGGAGUGGCGAUGCGAGUCGUCAAUGGGUUCCAUUACGGGAUGGACGCUUUGGACGAGUUCAACACCCCUGAUCAUACGGAUUGGCACAAGCCGGGGAGGGUGGAGGACCGAUUGGAGAAACUCAUUGUGCCGUUCAUCGAACAGCUCGGAGGACUGGACAAGAUCGAUGUGGUGCAAUUGCACAGUGGGAUGUGGGACUUGGCACGAUCUCAACGAAAACGUAUUUCAGCAGUCAUUCCAGUUGCUUACCAAAAUAUUCUCUUCCCUGAUGGAUCGUACAGGCUCUUUUUGGUAUGCAAGACGAUAAGACCAAAUGGUCCUUGACCGUGCCGUUGACGCCGGAUCAGCUCGCUUGGUGGCAAGAACGGAUGAGACAAACGAUCCGACACGUACGAUGGCUCUUCCCGAGGGCCAGGGUCGUUUAUCGCAAGCUGCAUAGAACGGAUGAUGCGGUGGCGGGGAUGCAGUAUUUCACGAAUUGUGAGCCUUCGCACGAUUUGCGAAGGCCUUUCCAGACCUUGACUAAGUUCCCUCUACUCCUUCUGCCUUGCAGUGUAAGCAUAGCCAGGCGGUCACGCUUCCCUUUGUACAGGAUCAGACUAUUAUUUGCUGUACUGGUGCAGGCGCGUCAACCAAUUGCGACAUCUGCAGGAAGAAGUGGCUCGGAGCGAAGGCUUGCCGUUAUUUGGUCAGUGGCUCACGCGCCGCAUCAGACGCGAUCGUGCUCUCUAACAUCGUCCGCCCUCUCGUAUCUGUCCAUCGCAGAUUUUGGACACCUUUUGGAAGGGUACCAACACUUCCAAGAGAAGGUGCAUCCGGUUCUCAUUCCCGGUGGUGUGAUGUAUGCGCAGAACUUGAUCCAUCAGUUGGGGCUGGCACUGAACGAUCCUCGGAAUUGGAGGAAUCGAAAAUUGGGCUCGGGAUGGGGUCAAAGCGUUCUCCGAGGGGUUGUAAACUAA
Microbotryum saponariae is the source of this 2225-nucleotide messenger RNA. The record is from the annotation of a GenBank genome assembly. Lineage: Eukaryota; Fungi; Basidiomycota; Microbotryomycetes; Microbotryales; Microbotryaceae.